UCAGGAACACAGAAGGGGCGGGCCCACAGCCGGCGCGUAAUCGGAGAGCUCUGCCGCGGCUCUGACAUCCACAUGCUGCUCAGCCUGAAAAGGCAGGGGGGAGCCGGAGGGGAAGCAGAGACCGCGAGCGAGGCACCAGCCCGCAGCCCGCCCUCGGCACAUCCCAGACGCGCAGACACUCGGCGAGGCGCUGGGCGAGGUGGAGGUGAGGGCGGGCGCCGGCGAACUCGGAGAGGGGCUCGCUCAGUCCCGAGCGAUCCCAGUCGCCGCCGCCGCACCAGCAGCAGCAACAGCAGCAGCAACAGCAGCAGCACCAGCAGCGGCGGCAGCGGCAGCAGCAGCUUCCUUCCUCAGAUCCCCUCGUGAGGCUGGCUAAGCGGGUGUAGCCACCGGGGGAGGCUCCCGGUAGGGAACCGGGCGCGGGCUGGAGCUGGGCGGCCGCCUCCCACUCGGGCCGUCCGGCGAUCAGUGCCUCCGCCAGCGUGUCAUCCCGGGUGCCGGGGAUGUGUGUCAGUUUACGCCUCUGAGAUCACACAGCUGCCUGGGGGCCGGGUGAUGCCCAAGGCGAGUGUUGGCUCUUAUUUUUGUUAUUUUUUACGCUUGGCUUUCGGGAAAUAUUCGUGAUGUUGUAGAAGAAAGGAAAUGAUACUUUGAGGAACUGGAGAGGACAUAGAUGCCUUGUUUUUAAGAGAGGAAACGCGUCCCCUCUUUCCGGCUUGCUCCCUUUUUGCUGAUUUCAAGAGCUACCCUCCUCCUGGCGAGGUGGGGAUCCAGCUAGAAGAAAGGUGAAGACGGGCCGCCAGAACUCGGGAGGAAAACACUGACCACUGGAAACCUCUGCAGAAGACACUGUAAGGAAGAACAGAAGCCAGGGGAAAACACAAAAGACUUAUAACUAUACAAGAAACCUACAAAUCCUGCUCUGGAAAAAGGCUCCUUCUUCGAAAUGGAUAUGUUUCCUCUCACCUGGGUUUUCUUAGCUCUCUACUUUUCAAGACACGAAGUAAGAGGCCAACCAGACCCACCCUGCGGAGGUCGCUUGAAUUCCAAAGAUGCCGGGUACAUCACCUCGCCAGGUUACCCCCAGGAUUAUCCAUCCCACCAGAACUGUGAGUGGAUUGUUUACGCCCCCGAACCCAACCAGAAGAUUGUCCUCAACUUCAACCCGCACUUUGAAAUUGAGAAGCAUGACUGCAAGUAUGAUUUCAUUGAGAUUCGGGAUGGGGACAGUGAAUCUGCAGACCUCCUGGGGAAGCACUGUGGGAACAUCGCCCCACCCACCAUCAUUUCCUCAGGCUCAGUGCUCUACAUCAAGUUCACCUCUGACUAUGCCCGACAAGGGGCAGGUUUCUCCCUGCGCUAUGAGAUCUUCAAGACAGGCUCCGAAGACUGUUCAAAAAACUUCACGAGCCCCAAUGGGACCAUCGAAUCCCCUGGGUUUCCUGAGAAAUACCCACACAACUUGGACUGCACCUUUACCAUCCUGGCCAAACCCAAGAUGGAGAUUGUUCUGCAGUUCCUGACCUUUGACCUGGAGCACGACCCUUUGCAGGUGGGAGAGGGAGACUGCAAGUAUGAUUGGCUGGACAUCUGGGAUGGCAUUCCCAAUGUUGGUCCCUUGAUUGGCAAGUACUGUGGGACCAAAACCCCAUCUGAACUCCGUUCCUCGACGGGGAUCCUCUCUCUGACCUUUCACACAGACAUGGCGGUGGCCAAGGAUGGCUUCUCUGCACGCUACUACCUGGUCCACCAGGAGCCGCUAGAAAACUUUCAAUGCAACGUCCCUCUGGGAAUGGAGUCUGGCCGGAUUGCUAAUGAACAGAUCAGUGCUUCCUCUACCUACUCUGAUGAGAGGUGGACCCCUCAACAAAGCCGUCUCCAUGGUGAUGACAAUGGCUGGACACCCAACUUGGAUUCCAGCAAGGAGUAUCUCCAGGUGGACCUGCGCUUUCUAACCAUGCUCACGGCCAUCGCGACACAGGGAGCAAUUUCCAGGGAAACCCAGAAUGGCUAUUAUGUCAAGUCCUACAAGCUGGAAGUCAGCACCAACGGUGAAGACUGGAUGAUGUACCGGCAUGGCAAAAACCACAAGGUGUUCCAAGCCAACAAUGAUGCGACAGAAGUGGUUCUGAACAAGCUUCACACACCGGUGCUGACGAGAUUUGUCAGGGUUCGCCCUCAGACCUGGCACUCGGGCAUCGCCCUGCGGCUGGAACUCUUCGGCUGCCGGGUCACAGAUGCUCCCUGCUCCAACAUGCUGGGCAUGCUCUCCGGCCUCAUAGCCGACUCGCAGAUCUCGGCCUCCUCCACCCGUGAGUACCUCUGGAGCCCCAGUGCUGCUCGUCUGGUCAGCAGCCGCUCAGGCUGGUUCCCCCGCGUCCCUCAGGCACAGCCUGGUGAGGAGUGGCUUCAGGUGGACCUGGGAGCGCCCAAGACGGUAAAAGGCGUCAUCAUCCAGGGAGCCCGCGGAGGAGACAGCAUCACAGCCGUGGAAGCCAGGGCUUUUGUGCGCAAGUUCAAAGUCUCCUACAGCCUAAAUGGCAAGGACUGGGAAUACAUCCAGGACCCCAGGACCCAGCAGCCGAAGCUGUUUGAAGGGAACAUGCACUAUGACACUCCUGACAUUCGAAGAUUCGACCCUGUUCCGGCACAGUACGUCAGGGUGUACCCCGAGAGGUGGUCUCCAGCGGGAAUUGGGAUGCGGCUGGAGGUGCUGGGCUGUGACUGGACAGACUCAAAGCCUACAGUGGAGACACUGGGACCCACGGUGAAGAGCGAGGAGACCACCACCCCAUAUCCCAUUGACGAGGAGGCCACGGAGUGUGGGGGGAACUGCAGCUUUGAAGAUGACAAAGAUUUGCAGCUCCCUUCAGGAUUCAAUUGCAACUUUGAUUUCCCGGAGGAGCCCUGUGGGUGGAUGUACGACAGCGCCAAGUGGCUCAGAAGCACCUGGACCAGCCCCUCCAGCCCGAACGACCGGACAUUUCCAGAUGACCGGAAUUUCUUGCGACUGCAGAGCGACGGCGGGAGGGAGGGCCAGUACGGCCGGCUCAUCAGCCCCCCGGUGCACCUGCUGCGCAGCCCCGUGUGCAUGGAGUUCCAGUACCAGGCCACGGGCGACCGCGGGGUGGCGCUGCAGGUGGUGCGCGAAGCCAGCCGGGAGAGCAAACUCCUGUGGGUGAUCCGCGAGGACCAGGGCAACGAGUGGAAGCACGGGCGGAUCAUCUUGCCCAGCUACGACAUGGAGUAUCAGAUCGUGUUCGAGGGAGUUAUAGGAAAAGGACGUUCGGGAGAAAUUGCCAUUGAUGACAUUCGGAUAAGCACUGAUGUCCCGCUGGAGAAUUGUAUGGAACCCAUCUCAGCUUUUGCAGGGGGCACCCUCCUACCAGGGACCGAGCCCACAGUGGACACGGUGCCCGUGCAGCCCAUUCCAGCCUACUGGUAUUACGUAAUGGCCGCCGGGGGCGCGGUGCUGGUGCUGGUCUCCGUCGCGCUGGCCCUGGUGCUCCACUACCACCGGUUCCGCUAUGCGGCCAAGAAGACCGAUCACUCCAUCACCUACAAAACCUCCCAGUACACCAACGGGCCCCCUCUGGCGGUGGAACCCACCCUAACCAUUAAACUAGAGCAAGACCGCAGCUCGCACUGCUGAGCGCCGAAGCAAGGACAGCACCCAAUCAAACAAGAAAGACUGCAAACACGUUGCCUCGAUUUUGCACUUUUUCUCCUCGCCUAGUCUCUGUGCGAACUCUCAGACAUCUCUCUCUCUCCGAGCGCGGACCCUGUGCGCGCUCUCAUCCAUCCCGGGCAUUCUCCUUGCGUUCAUUUUUUGUUCCUUUUGUUCAUUCCAAAACAACAGCCCCCGACUCUAAUGCUGCAUCUUGGAAUAUGAGAAGAGAUACACCCCUAAGUACUUCACAGCUCAAGGCUCAGCUGGUUUUCUUCCAGAGACUGGUUCCCCGCUUCCCCUUGCCUUACCCCACACUCCUCUUGGUGGACAGUCUGCCAGGAGACUUGAGGGGAAACCUGCAUCUGUGUGCUUGUACAUAGUAAACGUGUGUGUGUGAAAAGCUCAGUGUGUGUGUGUGUGUGUGUGUGUGUGUGUGGUGGGGGGUGAGAGAGAUUGGUCAUUGUUGAGGGGAGUGUGUGGGUGUGUUCCGAGAAGAACCCCUUUCACUCUUGUGUUACUUCUCCGGGAGUACAUUUUACAAGAAAAUAAUAUACUGUACUAGUUUUGUUUACUUGGAGAAGAGAUCGAAGCUUUUUGUUGCCUUAUCUAGAGCUCUGGCUGGGUUUCUGUUGGCUACCACUGUCAUCUCCAGGAACCUAAAAAUCUAGUGGCCACAUGAAGUGAAAUGUGGCCCCUCCUAUCCCCUGUCCCCUUUCCUUACUCCCCCCCCCCCUCCACCCAAGGGGAAGGUUCCCCAGGGCACUCAGACACUCAGACCGGACCACUAGUCUCAUGGCCUGGUGUCUUUGAGAUAACACACCGUUGGGUGCAUUGGGAACCAUCUCUACUUCCAACCCUAAAGCAAAUCUGUUUCAUGUUGCCUUAUGAAAGAUAAGCUCAUAAUGAAUGUUUAGCUUUUGUCAGUUAAGUCCAAUCUUGGAGUAAGUCAUAGAGAAUAACCGAUCUGAGAAUGAUGUAGGAAAAGCAGUAACUCGUUUAAGUUGAGAGGGGGGUGGGGUGGGGGGUGACGGAGAGAAGGAAGGGGGAGGCAGAACUGAAAUGUUGUCUUUUAAAAGUCUUCUCCCCCUGAGGAUUCAUUGUGUGCAAGAAGGGUAAAAGCCCUACUCUUUGGUAUUAUAUUGGUCAUUGUAAUAACAUUUGUAAGAUGUGAGGGAAGAGGCCAUGGCUCUCCUUCUGUGGUGUUAGUUGUGCCUGAAGUUCUAGCUGCUAACAUUGGCGGCUGCCCCCCUGACUUAUUUAAAUAUCAUGGGAGAAUAAAAGUAAUCGUUUUGUAAUGUAUCAGUGUGCUGCCCCUUAAAGCAUUCUUGGCAUCUGGCAAAUAAACCCGCCUAGGCUGGCCUGGCAUUUCCAGUUAUUGCCGCAUCAUCAGAAGGUAUAAUGAAGAUAAAUCCAUGGCUACCCAGUUGUCCUCUCUAAAAGGGGGAUGGGGUGUGAGUGAUGAAUUGCAUAAUGACAUGCAAUUUACCUUUCGUAAAGGGUAGAUCCAACAAUGAAGUCGAUUUUGUUGAUAGAAAAUGUGUAUUUUAACGAGGUUCUCCGGGUACUGGCUCAGCCUUGGGGUGUAUGUCUCACCUUCCCAUCCCAUAGGACUCCUGGAGAAGUACAAGUUUCUCUCCUAAGGUGGUGGCCUGGGCUGGAAGCCUCCAGGUACCUUCUGAGAGCAAAAUACUAAUGAUUUUUUUUUUUGACCGCUUGAGCGAGAGACUUCUAACAUUCUUUCAGAAUAUCCACAUAGAUUCCUAAAACACACACUCACUUUCGCAUCUGGCUUAUCUCAUCCUCCUGAAGGAACGGUGCUCUCCCACUCUUACUUGAUUUCAAAGAGCUACUCUGUCUUAACCACAGCAGCCCUGCCAAGAAAAGAAAAGAUGAAAGGCUAGAUGAGCUACCUUAAGGUUUCAAGAAGUGUCCUACCCCAGCUGAAGAUGGAGAAGCCAGGGGAGGGGGAGGAUACAUAGAUGACCCUGCCCCCACCCUCUUGCCAGUCUCCAAGGGCUUUGUACCUCAGUUUCCACAUCCAGUUGUGUUUGGGGUCAGACCUUCCCACAAAAUGAUUGACAUGACACCCCUGUAGGCACUUCAUACAGGUGUGGUGCCAGGAAAUUACACCUGGAAAACCCAAGCCAUAUACCCUUGAGGAGUUCCCUUCCUGUAACAACGACUUUGUGAAUUUGCUGUCUUUAUUGGAUGCCCCCUGGGGCAUCCUCUUUCUGCACAUGCCAUGGAAUAUUCAGCUACUGAAUUCUUUGUGAAUCCCAUAGUGCACUUCAGCUGGGGAUGAUACACUUUCUCUCUUUUUUCCUCUCUCUCUCUCUCUGGCUCUCUCUCUCUCUGCUCUCUCAGCCCCAGCAAUGUUCUUAGUAUUAUCUAGGCAGUAUAGUAAAAGGGAAACUCUUCUAUAAAAUUUCAUGUCAUGCAGCUGUAAAAAAGCAAAAUUCCGUAUUUCAUGUGGGAGGGAAGAGUCACUCUUCUAAGAAAAAUAGCCUGGACAGGUGAAUGCAUGCAUGCAUGUGUCUAGAAUUGCUUCUCAGAAGACAAAGAGGUGAUUGCAACUAUUCAAAUAUGAAUGAAUGAAUGAAUUGAAUUGAAGGUCUAGCUUGGGUUGGUAAAGUUUUUGCCUUAGAGAUUUUAUGUCAACAGCUCCAGGAGGGAAACCUUUAUCUCUGGGGUUAAAAAAAAAAAAAUUCCCUCCUUGAUAUUAUUAUGAUCUCCUAAUUGCAGUGCAGGCAGGGAAAAAAAGGGAAAAAAUAAUACCAUUGCCACUAAAAAAAAAAACAGGAUGCUGAAAAUAAAAUAAAACUGUCUUUUCCCUUGUCCCACAUUUUUGGGAUUAAAGCCAGAAUAGGAUAGGAACUCCAGUAACAUUUCUGAGGUUGAUAACACCUUUUUAAAAGAACCUGUAACUAGCAGGCAAACAAACACCUAAAUAAUCAAAAAUUACCAAAGAACAACAAGAAAACUUAAAAAUGUUUGCUUCCUAUUCUUAUUCCCCCUCCUCUAACUGUGACAUCUCUUGCAUUGCCUGUGUGUCAAAAUAACUUGUGGAUGUUGGAAACUAUUUGAAAAUGUAUUGUGUGGAAUGUAAUAAAAUGAUGAUAUUUUUA
Molecule: messenger RNA, 6795 nt
Organism: Condylura cristata (star-nosed mole)
Lineage: Eukaryota; Metazoa; Chordata; Mammalia; Eulipotyphla; Talpidae
Gene: NRP2
Product: neuropilin 2
Exons: 16
Coding region: 947-3652 (901 amino acids)
Biological process (GO): vascular endothelial growth factor signaling pathway; axon guidance; angiogenesis
Cellular component (GO): membrane
Molecular function (GO): vascular endothelial growth factor receptor activity; semaphorin receptor activity
Source: RefSeq, a predicted model, not a curated record